GGCGAGCUGUGCAAGGGGGCGGCGUGCAUGGAGCUGGCGUGCAUGACGCUGGGGGUGGCGGUGGAUGCGGCACAGGUGGCGCGGUUCAGCGGCGUGGGUGAGCGCGUGUAUCGCAACGCCAAGGCCGCGCUGCAAAAGGUGCUGGGCGUCACCAGCAAGACCACAGCCCGCGAGCUGUGCGUCCAGUUUGGCUGCGCGGGCCACGAGCCGGCCGUGAGGGCGGCGCUGGCGGCGUACAAGGACCGCUUUGUGCGCUCGCUGCCCGCGGCGCAGCAGCGGCACGUCGACUUUGGGCGCCCCGUCUUCCUGGCAGCUGCCUUCUACCUGGUGGCGCGCAAGAAGAAAGUGGCGGUGGACCGUGUGAAGCUGCUGGACCCUCUUGGGGUCACCGCCGCCGAGCUGGCCCAGGCGUGCGCCUCCAUGGCCAACCUGUGCCACGACCUGGUGGGCUGCGAGCCGCGCAAGCGCAGGGCGGAGGAGCUG
Molecule: messenger RNA, 483 nt
Organism: Chlorella variabilis
Lineage: Eukaryota; Viridiplantae; Chlorophyta; Trebouxiophyceae; Chlorellales; Chlorellaceae
Exons: 3
Biological process (GO): DNA replication initiation; DNA replication
Cellular component (GO): nuclear origin of replication recognition complex
Source: RefSeq, a predicted model, not a curated record